ACCUGCAUUAGAUAUAAGGAAAAAUCCUGGACAUGAAACUCCGGUUCCAAAUACUCCACAAGGUUAUCAAUUACUUUAUCAACGCGCUUGGAGUUUUAAUCCUCAUGAACGACCUUUAAUUGAUGAUAUUAAUAAUGAACUUGAUGAAUUGUUAAAAAAUUUAAAAACUGGAUCUGAACCCGUCAAUCAACCACUUCCAACCGAGAUUCCUGAUAUUAUCAUUAAUAAUAGGAAUUCUGAUCCUCCACUUCCGAACAAACCAUCACAACUUGAAACUGACCAGGAAACUGUAAUUCCUCCUGUCAUUCCGAAAAAGCCACCUGAUAUUUAUCUAAAUUAUAACCAAAGUGCUAAUCAAUCAUGCGAACGUUACAAAUUCGAAGAGCAACAGAGAGUGACAUACGCCAUAGAUCCAAUACAAGAUAAAAAUAAAUCUACUCCUUUUACUCGCAAUAAUUUUCAUAUUAAACCCCAAUAUGAUUCGGCUCCCAAUUUGCCUAAUUUAAUCGACCAAAAUUCAUUACCUCCACAUGGUUAUUCUCAACAAGUCCCUCCUCCUCUACUACCACAACCACCACUUACACCAUCGCAACAACAUGGUUAUUUCCAACAAGGUUCACCAAACCAAUAUGGUUAUUUCCAACAAGCUUCACCAAACCAUCAUGGUUAUUUCCAACAAGGAUCACCACAUCAACAUGGUUAUUUCCAACAAA
Messenger RNA from Racocetra fulgida, 713 nucleotides. The record is from the annotation of a GenBank genome assembly. Lineage: Eukaryota; Fungi; Glomeromycota; Glomeromycetes; Diversisporales; Gigasporaceae.